This is a messenger RNA of Hydractinia symbiolongicarpus, 4625 nucleotides long. RefSeq names its product PAS domain-containing serine/threonine-protein kinase-like. NCBI's taxonomy places the organism in Eukaryota, Metazoa, Cnidaria, Hydrozoa, Anthoathecata, Hydractiniidae. The record is from RefSeq and is a predicted model, not a curated record. Gene Ontology annotation, biological process: protein phosphorylation; intracellular signal transduction; negative regulation of glycogen biosynthetic process. The coding region runs from base 44 to 3739 and encodes 1231 amino acids. The transcript is spliced from 19 exons. Gene Ontology annotation, cellular component: cytosol; cytoplasm; nucleus. Gene Ontology annotation, molecular function: protein serine/threonine kinase activity; ATP binding.
AGGCUAAAGCCCGCUUUCUAAACGAAAUGUUUAAAAAUUCAAGAUGGCGGACGUGGAUACAACGGAUUCGUUUGAUUCAAGUUCGAAAAUAAAAAUUGCAAAUAGAACUCUGCCUCUGACGAAUUCAUAUAAAAAAGAGAGAAUGUGUGACAAGCUGAGCAAAUCUCUCAACAUGAAAUCAAUGGUUGGUUCACCAGAUCAUGUACAAAAUACGAGUCAAUCAUCAAAGCUGAGUCGUAUUCGUGAUGACUUUCAACGAGCAGACUCAAUUUGCUUGAGUGAUAUGAAGGAAAUAGCACAAGGGCAUAUAUCUGUGGAUACACUCAAUGAGAUGGAAGUCCGAGUGAAGUCACGUUUAAGUGCGUACGAGGAAUCUGAGAGGUUGGAAUCAGGCCAUUUGUCACAAUCUUUGCACAGCUUUAGUUAUGCUCCACCCAGCCGCAAUUCAACUGGUGCUACACCAAGCCCACUAAUGAAUCAAUCAUUUAAUGCUUCAUGGCAAUUUUAUAAUUUUGUUGGUGUCGAUGGCAAUGAAGCUGUAUUUAAUGGAGCCAACAGGAAACCGAGUGAAGCCAUUUUAACCAUUGAUGCCAAAACAUCUCACAUUCUUGUUGCAAAUCAAACAGCUUGUCGACUUUUUGGUUACAAAGAGGAAGAAUUAUGCACAGGGAUGAAAAUAUACGAUUUGUUUACAAUGGAUGGUGAUUUUAAGCAAGAGAUUCUCAUUGAGGGUGCUGUGGAUACAGAUGGAAACGUUGUUAUGGCAUCUGGAAAAAUUCUUGAAGCAGUUGACAUUGAUGGAAAUGUGUUUGUCGUCUCAGUGUGGAUGAAACGGAUUAAGCUCAUGAAAGAUCCCAGAUGCGUUGUUGUGAUGGAACCAGUUGAAGUCACAAAGGGGAGUUUUUUAUUUAAUGCAGAGGGAAUAGUCGAAGAUUGCGAUUUCUUCUUUGCAUUUUUACACGGAUAUGAAGACCCCCAAGAAGUAGUUGGUCAUCACAUUCAUGAAAUUGUUCCUGCUUUGUUACUACCCACACCAGGAAAGCCCAUUGAAAAGGAUAUAAAAAAACAGCGUGCAACAAGCCGUACAAAAGAUACCAUUCCAUUCCCUACAACAAUAAAAAUAAAAGAACAUGAUCCAGACUUUCACCAGUUGUAUCUUGAAAGAACUCCGCCAUCGAGACAACAAGCAUCAAAAUUUCUUUACAAAGGUUUCAUGUGGGUGUUUGCUAACAUUAGCGGCUUGGUUGUAGUGUCUGGUGAUGGAACAAUUAAAAGCUGCAAUGCUAAUUUCCUUACAGCCUUCUUAGGAUAUGCAGAAUCUGAGCUGCUUGGAAAGAAUGUCACUAAAUUGGUUCCCCAUUUUUAUGAACAAAUCGAAAUGCUAUGUGAUGAUGUUUACAAGCAAAGCAUCCAAGAAAAACAGAAUGACAGCUCUCUUGAAUACGAGUCAUCGACAUCUGCAUCAACUGCCAGAAUGAGAGAAAGCACUCCAAAAAGUACUAUCAAAGCAUCAUCAACAGAAGGUUUAAAUAGCUCUCAAGGCUCUCUAGAAGAUUUAGAAGACUUAGACGGAGAAGACGUUGAUAAAGAAACACCGAAUCCAGAUAUCCAAACAAGCCAGGACAGCAAGAAAUCUUUUAAGAAUAUGCCAGAACCCAGUGUGUCUCAAAGUAUAAAAAUGUCUGCCCAGUCUACUGCUGCUGAUAAUGAUAGUGUUUUUCGUUCACCCAAGAAACAGGUAUCUCUACAAAACAUUCCUAAAGAAAAACUUUCUAGUCUUGAUGGUUUUUCACCGCAUCUUGAAACAAGCACACCAAAACAUGAGGAGAGUAGUAAGCUUAUUACAAAUGUUGAAGACUCUCCCAGCAGACAGCAUCUUGAUUUUUCUUCGUGCAAAUCAGACUUUAAAGGAAAUUCAAACAUUAGAAACGAGACUCGUGUUGAUAAGGAAUUGACUGAAAUAGAUUCAGGGUUGGAAAGCAUUCUAUCGUCAAACGAGAAACCGAAACAGACUGAAAAUAGGACAGAUAAAGUUUUAAAAGUACAUGGAAAAGUUAACCCUUUAGAACUGCAGGUUGAGAGUGAAGAGCAUCAUAUAAAAGACUUUAAUGCUUCUCGACUAAAAGAACAUGUUCCCAGAUCAAAAAAAAGCAUAGACUAUGAUUCUUUAAGUGACACGAUAAAUGAUGUUUAUCGUAUAGAAAGUGCAGUGCAUCGUAAAAAAGAAUUUCAUGCAAAUCACUUAAAACAAUACAACAAACCAAAAACGUCUGAUUAUGAAUCAGCAAAUAGCCUGCUAGAAGAAUCUGAGAACUAUAACUUGUCGCUAAACCUGCAGACCUCUCACAAUUUCAAACAUGAACGCAAGGUAGCUUGGCACGAACGGCAAAGGCAAAUUGUCCAAGGAAAUUAUUAUGGACAAGCAAUGCACAAAGACACCUCCAUGUUGCCCAUUUUAUUUGAGAUUAAAAAGCUCUCCACCAAACACAAGCAUCCUAUGUAUUGCAUAUGGAUGUCACGUGAUCCUGACGAAGAUGGUGAGUGCAUGAAUAAAAAAAACAGUCAGUUCUUAGCUGCAAGUUACAACAGCACACUAAAUGCAUCAGCUGGUAAUUUGCAAGAGUUGUUAAAAUCAAUGAAAGAUUUGACUGUUGAUGAUCCGGGACGCGGUCCUUUUAACGAGAACUUUUCAUCUAUAAAAUGCAUUGGCAAAGGAGCGUUUGGUUUUGUCAAUUUGGCAGAAAGAAAAUCAAACAAAGAGGAGGUUAUUGUUAAGUUUAUCCGAAAAGAAAAAGUGUUGAAAGAUAGCUGGAUUCACGAUGCAGAGAUGGGAAAAAUACCUUUCGAGAUAUAUCUCUUAUCUCAGGUUGAGCAUCCGAAUAUUGUCAAGAUGUUGGAAGCGUAUGAGAAUGAAGAAUAUUUCCAAAUGGUGAUGGAGAAACACGGCGAUGGAAUUGAUUUGUUUGAAUUUAUCGAUAGAAAACCUUUAAUUGAUGAAGCGUUAGCUAGUUAUAUGUUUAGACAAGUAUUAUUUGCUACGGAAUAUCUUCACAGCCAGAAGAUCUUACAUCGAGACAUCAAGGAUGAAAAUAUCAUCGUUGAUCGCCAGUUUAAUCUCAAACUUAUCGAUUUUGGAUCUGCAACUUAUAUGGAAGCUGGAAAGUUAUUCAACACUUUUUGUGGGACUGUGGAGUACUGUUCACCAGAAGUGCUUCUGGGAAAUUGGUACGAAGGUCCGGAACUCGAGAUGUGGUCUCUGGGUGUGACUCUCUAUACGUUUAUAUUCGGCGAGCAUCCUUUCUUCGAAAUUGAAGAGACAAUCAGAGCAGAGUUGUUUCCUCCCUUCAAAGUUUCUAACGAACUUAUGUUUGUAAUUUGUUGGAUGUUACAUGCUGAAGUGGAGUUUCGUGCUAAGCUCAAAGACGUGUUGAAAUACCCAUGGUUUGCAAGACAUGUUGAUAUUACAAACUAUGACUAUAGCGUCGUGUUAGGAGAAGUAGGUUGUCAGUCAGAACGAGACGCACAAAAAUCCCACCCUUCCAUCGCACUAGACGGGUACAGCAUCAGUCGUUCGACAUCAUCAAGUAGUAGCACAUCCUCAUCCAGUGACACGAGUGAUUUGACAAGUGUAGACAGUGAACUGGAUCGAAAUAACGAACUCCUAAAGGAGGAGUACCAAAAGUAUUUAAAAGACCAGAACGAUACCAAAACAAAUGCGAUUUUAUCAAAAUCAUUUUGAUGCCUCGGUUAUAUGACUACAACCAUACAGUUAAGCGGUUUGCGUGUUAUUGCUACACUACUACAACGCCAUAACAUCCACACAAAUACUGUGUCAAUGUAACCGCCCCGCAAGUAAUUAUCCCUCAGGGUAACAAGCGUUUUUUAAAUAUUUUUCCGCAAGAUUGGCACGCAAGUGAUAUUCUUGUUGAUGGGAUCUAUUAUAUAGAACGAAGAUGGUAGAUGAUAGUUACGGUAGAUAAUAAAAAAACGUUUUUUAAAUAAUAGUUAAUUUAUAUCUUAUUUAUUUAUUUGCUAUGAUGCAUGUCUUGAACAGUUUCACACAGCUGUUUGAGUACAUUUAAUUGUAACGUGAGUUAAUUUUUUUCUGUUAAUACCAGAUUGUACGCAGUUUUUGUCGCCUAUUAGAAUAUUUUUUUGUUUUUCAAUAGUUAGUUUGUGUUGUGGGAAUAACUACUACCAAUCAUGAUGAAACAACGUGCAUAAUUACACGUUGAGCCAAUCAUAAUGGUGAAACAGCAUGCAUAAUUAAACGCUGAGUCAAUCAUAAUAUUGAAACUAUAUGCAUAAUUAAGCGUCUGGACCAAUUUUGAUAGUGGAACUACAUGCAUAAUUAAGCGUCUAAUCAUAAUAGUGGAACUACAUGCAUAAUUAAGCGUGUAAGCCGUUUAACGUAACUCUUCUUUUCUUAUGCACGACACAGUUGGCACAUAAUAUUUUUAAUCUAUGAUAAUUAUGAAACGAAAAGUAAUGCAUUGUGGUAUACAAUUUAUUGAAACUGGAAUUAGUUUUUAUUUUUUCUGUGUUUUCUUGACAAUUUUGUAAUUAUUGUGAAUACAAAACAUGUAAUUUAUUUUUAGCAAUGAUAAUACAUAGAAAAAAAAUAA